Messenger RNA from Sorex araneus (European shrew), 10957 nucleotides. It is a transcript of the gene ST8SIA3, whose product is annotated as ST8 alpha-N-acetyl-neuraminide alpha-2,8-sialyltransferase 3. Gene Ontology annotation, biological process: oligosaccharide metabolic process; N-glycan processing. Gene Ontology annotation, molecular function: alpha-N-acetylneuraminate alpha-2,8-sialyltransferase activity. The coding region runs from base 365 to 1504 and encodes 379 amino acids. Lineage: Eukaryota; Metazoa; Chordata; Mammalia; Eulipotyphla; Soricidae. The transcript has 4 exons. The record is from RefSeq and is a predicted model, not a curated record.
GGCGGAGGAGGUGGUAACCUCGCUGGCAACGCGCGGGGGAGCCGGAGCCGGCGGCCGGGGACGCACGGCGCUGCGCGCUCUCCGCCCCGCCGCCCGCCGCCCGCCGCGCAGACCCUCCGCCUUCCGGCUCCAGCGCGCCCCGCGCCCCGUGGCCUCUGGGGUCCCGCCGCCCUCCGGGGCUCCCGCCCGGGCCCUCCCCCGGCCCCCCGCGGCUCCCCUGCCCCGGGCCCCCUCCCCCGCCACACACGCGGCCACGCGCGCGCAAACACACACAUUCACACUCACACGCGCUGACACGCCGGCGAGCGGCCGGCAGCUCCGUGCACCGCGUCCCCCGCUUUCCCCGAGCCCGGCGCGGCCCGGGAUGAGAAACUGCAAAAUGGCCCGGGUCGCCAGUGUGCUGGGGCUGGUCAUGCUCAGCGUCGCCCUGCUGAUUCUCUCGCUCAUCAGCUACGUGUCCCUGAAAAAGGAGAACAUCUUCACCACUCCCAAGUACGCCAGCCCGGGGGCGCCCCGAAUGUACAUGUUCCACGCGGGAUUCAAGUCCCAGUUUGCCUUGAAGUUUCUAGACCCGUCAUUUGUGCCCAUUUCGAAUUCUCUGAGCCACGAACGCCAGGAGAAACCUAAGUGGACAUUUAAUCGGACUGCGUUUUUGCAUCAAAGGCAAGAAAUUCUUCGGCAUGUCGAUAUAAUAAAAAAUUUUUCUUUGACCAAGAGUAGUGUUCGGGUUGGACAACUGAUGCACUAUGAUUAUUCCAGCCAUAAAUAUGUUUUCUCUAUUAGCAAUAACUUCCGGUCGCUGCUUCCAGAUGUAUCGCCCAUUGUGAAUAAGCACUAUAACAUCUGUGCUGUGGUGGGCAAUAGUGGGAUCCUGACAGGGAGCCGGUGUGGACAAGAAAUAGACAAGUCCGAUUUUGUUUUCCGUUGCAAUUUCGCCCCCACGGAGGCUUAUCAAAGAGAUGUUGGAAGGAAAACCAACCUUACCACCUUCAACCCCAGCAUCCUGGAAAAAUAUUACAACAAUCUUUUGACUAUUCAGGAUCGCAACAACUUUUUCCUCGGUUUAAAAAAGCUUGACGGGGCUAUUCUCUGGAUCCCUGCAUUUUUCUUCCACACUUCAGCAACUGUUACCAGGACAUUAGUUGACUUUUUUGUUGAACACAGAGGUCAGUUAAAGGUCCAGUUGGCUUGGCCUGGAAACAUAAUGCAACAUGUCAACAGGUACUGGAAAAACAAACAUUUGUCACCCAAACGGCUGAGCACAGGUAUCCUUGUAUACACCCUUGCGUCGGCAAUAUGCGAAGAGAUCCACUUGUAUGGAUUUUGGCCUUUCGGAUUUGACCCCAACACAAAGGAAGAGCUUCCGUACCAUUACUAUGACAAGAAAGGAACCAAAUUCACCACCAAAUGGCAGGAGUCCCACCAGCUGCCGGUUGAGUUCCAACUGCUGUACAGAAUGAAUGAGGAAGGGCUCGCCAAGCUGUCCCUGUCUCACUGUGCCUGAGAACUCCAACAGAAAGUGCCAAACGGCUGUCUAAAAAGUGCCCCAAAUCAAAUUGAGUCGUCUUCAGAUCAGAACCUUAGACAUUCUUAGAAGGACCGUCUGCCCUUUCUGAGGAGAGCGAUCUCCUCUCCCCCUUUUGUACUCACGGCUCUUUGGCGGGUCUUAGCAGGACAGGCCUGGGAGCCAUGCGGUUCACGCUGGAUGGAUACGCAGCGUGUUGCAUUUGGAGCCAUGCUGCUAGCGAAAUGGAAGUAUUUUCAUGUUUGUAUUUUAAUAAUAAACUGUCUCUCCCACUUUUUUUAAAUGAGGACCAGAGCUGGGGUCUCUGCAGCUUUGUGCAGAGAUAGACCUCCUCCUCCUCCUCCUCCUCCUCCUUCUCCUCCUCAGAGGCUUCUAGCCAAUUUGGGCAGGAUGUCGACUUCGCUUGGGUAAGAUCAGACUCUUCACAGUGGAAAUGCACACACAAUCGGUUUGCAUCUCCCAGCUGUCUCACUCUCCCUCGCUCCUGUCUAGCUUCACCUCUCACCUCCACUCUCUCGCCCCACCAUGAUGCGGUUGAGAAAUUGGCUAGGAGCUUUGCUUGCUUGUUGUUGCCUCUGUACUUGAUGUGUUCAAGGCUCUGGGUGAUCUUUGAUGUUUUAUGACAAGCAAAUCAUGAUAGAUACCCUACUGAUGACAAAUGCCUCCUAGACAGUAAGAAAUGCCUCCUAGAUGUCCUCGCUAGUCCUUUUGUGGUGAGUGGCAUAAAAUCCCAUGUAUCUUUUCCUGUCACUUAGCAGGUCGCUAUAGUGGGUUGCUUCCAGUCUCUUGACAUAACUUACCAGGGCAAAUCAUUUUGUUGCUUUAUCUAUGAGGGUGAUGGCCUUCCAGCCUGGGUUUAGUGCCAGCCAUCAUUCCAACCCAAACCUGGCACUAAGAAUUCCCUCUGGUUGUAUGGACAGUGGAUUGGCCUAAGCUCCUGGGACAGAGCGAGGAAAGGGAAGGAGAACGGAUGGUAUUAGAGAGUCCUGUCUACCCUAGAGUGUUAUUACCAUGUUGCCCUUGGAGAAUCAGGAGAGUUGGGAGAUUAUGGAAUUGUUGACGUUGGCCAGGCUCAGAUACCAUUUGCAGCAUGCUAGAUUGAGGUUACCUUCUGCACCGUGAUGUCCACCAGUGCUGCUCCAGAGUGUUCUCUUUCAGACGGCUGCAGAUGCCGGAUGGUCCUCCUUUCCACUGAAACUGGGCAUACCCAGAUGCCAAUAAAGUGUUUAUCAAGGAAAGCCCAUUGUGCUGUAGCAAGAUUUGGUACUGAUUAACCCUUGGAAUUUGAGGUGUGUCGACCUACCCUGGUAGAAUUAGUUGGCUGUUCUCUUUUUCAUUAUUUCAGCCUGAGGAAUAGGAAUUACAUCACUCUCGUCCCUGGCUUUUCACUGAGUAGCACUUUGUUCUUUCCAGUUCAGCCCAAAGUCUGGCCAAGUGGAUGUUAAAUUUUAAUAAGAGUUUCUUCUUUCCAAAUGCCAGUCAAGCACAUUUGUUAUGCAUUUAGGAAGGGUGGCUUGUUCUUUUCCAGAAAUCACUUCUAAAUUGUUUUCAAUGUUACAGAGACUAGUUAAAAAUCAUGGCUGGCAUUCGUUCAGUCAUUGGGUCACUGGCCCUCUUUGGAGAGGAAUGGUCAUAUCCCCCCAUGGAAAUGGAGAGUAAAUUAGACUGAGUCCAUAUGUUCCACAGGACCUCAAGGGGAGCAUCCUAUUCUGAUUUUUUUCCCAGAAAGCUAAACAGAGGAACUUAUAUGGCUCUAGAUACUAAUUCAUGAAAGGAAAACUAGACAGGCUCAGUUUUCCUGUUAUUAGUUGUGUCGUGCCUUCCAAUACCUGACCAAUGACCAUUGCCCAAAGAGAUAAAAUGAAGCAGUAGUGAAUGUUUUGAAACAGGAAACAUGAAACCAACUAGAUACUCGAGAUACUUAGAAAGAAAAAGAUUCACUUUUUAAAUUUUUUUGUUCAUAUUUUAACUUUGGUGGUAUGACUUGAUGGACAUCAUAGCCACACCGGAACUGUUCCCUGUCACUUUAAAGAGGAGAGGGCCACACUUCUCCUGCUGUGCUGUCAGGACCACUGGAGAUGGAUGAGUGACAGGAGUGUCUAGUUGGCUCUUCCUAAGCACUUAGUUCACUUGGUUACAGCUAAGUGAUAUUAAUGCCAAUGUUACGUGGGCCAGAUUCUGACUCUGGAGUUUUAAUCCCAGAGUGCCCAUUAAGCUUCACUAAAUAAAAAUAAAUGCACAGACACUUUGAACCAGGCAGGCUAAAAUAGCAAAAGGCCGAAUCCCUCAAAUUAGCCUAUUGUUCUGUGGUGGACCUUUUAGACUAGAUCUCAUCCUCAUGCCAAGCUUUGGUUACUUUCUUCCCCCACCAAGUUCAGGAAUAUUUCUUAAAGCUCAUCUAACUCUUGGUUCCCAGAGUAGCGUUAAAGGGAGAGGACUACCCCACCUUUCAAUGGUGUCUAUCACUUUCAUGAGGACUCUGUGUGUCGAGGAAAGAGUUUUUUCUCCCAGCACUUCAAAAACUUGACGAUCAGCAUCAACCCAUUUUCCUCUAAGCAAGACCUCCUGGAGCUGAUCCGCAAGCUCAACUGAUUCAGAGGAUGAUGUGGUUUUAAGACCACCUCACUUUAAAAAAUAAUCUCAAGUCAAUUCCAAACCCUGUCCUAGCAGUCACUCACAAUUAUCGUCAUUCUUUACAUAUUUUCAAAUUACUUAUAUCCCUCCUAUUUGCAAAACAUGGAAGGUUUUCUUUUCAUCUUUGGGUCACACCCAGCGAUACACGGGGGUUAGUCCUGGCUCAUGCACUCAGGAAUUACUCCUGGCGGUGCUCGGGGGACCAUAAGGGAUGCUGGGAUCGAACCCGGGUCGGCCACAUGCAAAGCAAAUGCCCCACCAGCUGUGCUAUUGCUCCAGCCCCAAAACAUGGAAGUUUUAUGUGGGAAAUCUUUUGUCUCAGUUUUACGAACUUUUACUGUCAUUGUUUUUAUUAUUGUACCUGUGACUACAAGCAUAGAUUAUAGAUACUCGGUGAUCAUACAGAAGCCCAGUUUGUUGUUGUUGUUGUUGUUGUUUGCUUGUUUGUUUGGGGGCCCACACCAGGUAUUGCACUCAUGAGUCACUCCUGGUUGGUUGAGGGGCCAUAUGGGAUGCUGGGGAUUAAACCCAGAUCGAAUGCGUACAAGUCAAAUGCCCUGUCCAUUGUACUAUUGUCCCAGCUCCUACACGCCCUGUUUUUAAAGACAGAUCCAAAAACUAAACUUUCAUCACCAUCAUCAGAAUCAAAAAAGGAGGUGGCGGGCUUCCUGAUUAGGAAGGCAGCAAUGCAACCAGAAUACCUGGACCUGUUGCUCAAAAGCAGAGAGCUGGGCAGAGGAGACCCACGUUUCCCCACCACCACCACUUCCUGCUUCAGCUGUGAAACCCACCCCUGGCUUUUGCAGAGCCCUUCUUCUCUCUAUUAGUUCAAGGGUAAGUGUGUCCUAUUAUUUUUUAGGAUACCCACCACAGAGUUUAUCCUCUCGGCUACUGGAACCAAUUUCAUCAUAAGGCCCCCAAGGCUAUCUGCACAACAUAAAUGACCAAUUCAGCUGCCCAGGGAAAAUGCCCAGAAACACUUAUCAGCGUGUUUAAUGCUGACCUGCUAGGUUUUUAUUGGUCACCUCCAGGGAAUUGUCGUGUACAGACAUGUAACUCCCAGGGAGACAGGGUUAGAAGGUGGGUUCAAGACUCCCAUAUUCAGUGGUCACAUCACUGCCUCCACUGCCUUUGCUCUGUCUUUGGUGUCCUUGAUCAUUUUACAGUGCUGUGUGCAUAGUGUGCUGUGUGACCAGCAGUGCUGACUGUGACUUCAGUGCCAUCUGUCUGGAACCUUGAUACCAGGUGGCUGACCCUGGCGCUCCUACCCAGAACAAACAAAGAGAGUGUCCCUCAGCCUCUUGUGCCUGCACCUCCAGUUACCCACCAGCAUGAAUUCCAGGCCUCAUCUGGGUAUUCCCCAAGAUGAAAAAAUGGAUGUGGAAGCAUUUCUGAGUGUCCCUAUGCCUGAUUUUUGACACUUGAAAUGGGAAACAUUUUUAAAUGUGGUUAUUACUGUGUUACUCAGAGUCUCUUAAAAUUACUUUUCUUUAUGAUGGUUUAUUAGUGAAGACAGACAUGGGUUUGAAUCAGUUGUGAUCCUCAGUGAGGCUCAUUCUCUUAUUGAUACCAGUGAGAUCACAGCCUGCAGCGGACUAACUGCCUCUAAUUUGAGAUUACAGCGGUGUUAGGGGGCGGAUCUGCAUGGUGCUGCUGAUCCCCCAGCAAACAGAGCUGUGUGCCAGGAGGGGCUCUUUAAAAUACAGUUCUUGCCCCCAGCCAAGACCUUUGACUCAAAAUAUCCUGGGAUAAACCCAGCUUGAAAAUAUUCCCCCAGUGACUCCCAUGUUGGAAACCAACAAUAUAUAGUAAAAUCAUAGAUACCAUUUUUACCAAAAGUAUCUGAAUGCUUAUCACUCCUCACGCACUUAGUAUCAGAUCUGUUUCUUUAUGUCAUUAUGGUACGUAGCAGUAUAGGUGGUUUUAGAGACUCUCCUAUAGCUCUCUUGGCUGGGUUGACUUGUCACUAAUCUAAGUAAAGAGUAACUGGUAGUUUCAUCAAAAUGGUCACAAGCCAGAAGACAGUGCAGAAUAUAGCUUUCCUGCAUUUUACCCCAAGACUAACUCUGGGUAGUCCAUUCUUUUUGUAUUUCAAACUAUGGUCAUCUCAGGUCACGUCUCUUUGCAAAUAGGUUGAAAAACAGAAGUUAAAUAAUUCAUUCAGAUUCUACCUGGAUGUCAUUAUAAAUAUUCCUAAAGGGAUCUGAUUUCUUGACCUCUGAGUAAUGCCCCCAAUUCAAAGGUCCUCAGGUUAGAUUGAAACCCAAAGCCCAAGGAGUUAAAGGACAAAGACCAAUCCAGAAUGUUACGAUGGGAUAUCAGUCAGCAUUGGCUGCUCUGUUCCAGCCUUUGUUGGAUAAAAUGUAAUUAUCCUAAGGGACUAUUGAAUAGUCCUCUCAGCAGUGGCACAUGGGUGAAGCCUUUAACUUAUCUACAGUCUUAAAGGGUUCCUUUGAUUUCCCUUCUGUGGGAUUCAUAGACAGUCUUGGUUCUGAGUGUGCUGCUAAAUGCUUAAUAAUGGACUCCAGAGAAGCCCUAAUUUGUAGCGUUGGCCCAUUUCUGGGGUGUAAAUACUCUUAUCGUAGAUAAGUUCACGUCAUUAACUUGAUGUCAGUUAGCUGAAAAACAUAACAAUAAGAUUUCAAGCGCCCUUGUUCCAGCUCCAGCAUCACACUGCCUGUACUUUCUGACUCGGAGCUCCAACUAGGAGAUGCCAGUAGCAAUGUCCUCACCCCCCCAACCCCCCAACCCCCCAAAAGGCAUUUAUAUGUUAGUUAACUCUGCUCAUUUUUUUGGAGUGCCACAUUGUUUUUAAUCAGAUUACUGUGAGAUGCACAGUUACAAAGCAGUUCAUGAUUGGGUUUCAGUCCUACAAUGUUCCAACACCCAUCGCUCCACCAAUGUACAUUUCCCACCAUCAAUGUCCCCAGUUCCUCCACCUCCCACCACCUGCCUCUACAUGUCUCUCUAUGUCUCUUCGUCUCUCUCUGUCUGGCUCUCUCCCUCUUGCCCUCCCUCCCUCACUCCCUCCAUCCUUCCCACCUCCCUCACCGCCCUUUUGGGGGCAUCAUGGUUUGCAAUACAGGUACUGAGAGGUUUGUUCCUUUACCUACUUUCAGCAUGUAGCUCUUAUCCAGAGUGAUCAUUUCCAACUAUCAUUGUCAUAGUGGUCCCUUCUCUAUCCCAGUUUCCUUCUCCCCCAGCACUUGAGGUAGGCUUCCAGCCAUGAACCAGUCUUCCUGGCCCUUAUUCCUACUGCCCUUGGGUAUUAGUCAUACACUAUGUUGUUUUUUUUUAAUAUCCCAUAAAUGAAUCCAAUCAUUCUAUGUCUUGUCCCUCUCUGACUCAUUUCACUCAGCAUGAAACUCUCCUUGUCCAUCCAUCUAUAAGCAAAUUUCAUAACUUAAUUUUUUCUAUCUGCUCAUUUUUAGUAUACUUUUGGGUCCUUGAGACCAAGGAUUAGAAAUGUUUCCUAGCCCUGAGUCUCAUAGGAAUCUCUAUCCGACUUCCUAUUCCUUAGGGCACCACAUCUCAUUUCUAAGGCUGACCUUCCAGGUAGAUGUGCUGUAAUGAUUGCAGUGUAUUUUGGUUUCAUUUUUUUGAUCUGGGGGGCCACAGCUGGUGAUGUUCAGGGAUCAAUCCUCACUCAGCACUCAGGAAUUACGUCUGGUGGGCUUGGGCACCAUAUAAGAUGACGGGGAUCAAAUCCAGGUUGGCCAUGUGGAAGGCAAAUACCCUACCCUCUGCACUAUCGCUCUGGUCCCUUGAAAUCAUAUUUUCAGAUCUUUUUGGCCUAUCUGACAUCACAAUUGACCUGAUUCACUUAUUUUCCCAUACACUUGCUCCACAUCCUUCUGACACAGCACAAAAUAUUGAAGCAACCAGAAACCAGUACCCACUGAGGACCAGGGAAGAAUAGGAGAGCCGAUCAAGUCCCCUUGUCCCAGCUUACAUGAGAGGAAACUUGGUUCCAAUGUUUUUGCCUGCUGGGGGACAUUCAGCUGCAUCUGCCCUAAGUGGAGUCCCUAUAAGUGACAAGAAACACCAGUAAGAGCACUAUUAGGCACACUCUGAAGAGGAGAAGGUCCUGCUGCCCGUCCUUGGCUAAGCUAGGGCAAGCCUGCUCCUUGGCGGAGUGGGGGGCGGGGGUGGGGAGACACAAAAAAACUUUCCAGUAAGCAUUUGGUCAGGACCUGAGCAAAGCUAGAGCAAGGAUGCUCCUUGGGGAAAAGAAAAAUACCUUCCAGUAAGCAUUUGGCCACUGAGGUCCCCUGGGCACGGAGCAGUGGUACAAGGUUCCAUCUUCCUCAGUUGUAAGUGAGGGCCCUACUUAUCCAAGUACUGAGAAAUCAGAGAGCUUGGUGAGCCACAGAAUGAGUUGUUUGCAAAUUGACCAUAUUUUUUCUGCUACAAGUCUUUGACCAGCAGGUUUAAGAAAAUCCUUUGAAAGCAAUUCUGGGGAAAACAUACUUAAUUCCCCUCCUACUGUACAUGGCCAUAAGGUUAAUUGUAAGUAUAGUAAAGCUAAAUUAGACUCUAAAGUACUAGAAAGAUAGAAAGGAAGGAAGGAAGGAAGGAAGGAAGGAAGGAAGGAAGGAAGGAAGGAAGGAAGGAAGGAAGGAAGGAAGGAAGGAAGGAAGGAAGGAAGGAAGGAAGACCUGUUUUCCGUGCUGUGGCACAAUUCCUACAAAUUCAACAAGGCAUUUCUAAACCAUAAAUGUUUAAAGUCGGGGCUGGAGCGAUAGCACAGCGGGUAGGGCGUUUGCCUUGCAUGCGGCCGACCCGGGUUCGAUUCCCAGCAUCCCAUAUGGUCCCCUGAGCACCGCCAGGGGUAAUUCCUGAGUGCAGAGCCAGGAGUAACCCCUGUGCAUCGCCAGGUGUGACCCAAAAAGCAAAAAAAAAUAAAAAAAAUAAAUAAAUGUUUAAAGUCAACUUACACACUCUCUAAAUUAAAUUUAAAAGGCUGAGUACACGUCUGUUCUCAGUAUUCCUCAAUACUAAACCAGCUCUUUCCUGUUUAGAGUGAGUCAAGUUCAUGUUUGGAUGUUAUUCUGUACUUAUUUUAAAAAAUCACAUGUAACCUGGAAACUGGGUGCAGUUUCAUCUUUGGCUUUUGUCCAGGCCCAAAUGACAAAGCUAGUAUGGAAUGCGAGAAACUGGGGUGCAGGUAGAAAUACAAGGGACACGUCCAUAGCUGAGCAGAAAGUCCUUGGUGGUGGCCUCUGUCUUAACUGUGAACAAAUUUAUAUAAAGCCAGUUCUGAGGAAUCAGUCACUCCACACCAUUUUCAACUAGAAUGGAGGGUAAGAAAGCAGUCGGCCAGGAGAGAAAGGCCUGGUCUCUGUGUGACAGUGGAAUCGCGCCAUCAAAUGCUCACAAAAAAGGAAGCGGAAGCUUCCCUCUGAGCUCUGGAAUCUAGACAGCUUUCCUGAGGCAGAACAACCGGCCUCCAUGUUAGCAAUUGCUUCUAAGCACAUUUCAGGAUCCUUACUCUGCACAAAGGCAGCCUUGCAGCCAGAGCCUGAGGAGGCGUGAUGGAUGAGUAGAGAUCCAAUCACCAAGCCUUGGUCAUGAGCUCUGAAAUUCUCCAGGGAUGCAGGGGAGAAAAUGGAAACACCACAAAAUAGCAACAUCUACCCUCCUAGGACUAUCAAUCUGCCCUGCGCUUCACAGACAGGUCUUAGUGAAGGCCUAGAUUCUAGAUCGCCAUCACCAUGGAGCUAAAGACAAGUGAUGUUCAGAAAGUAGGAAGCAACUGCCUUGCCCCAGUGAGUAACUGGAACUAGAGUCUGUCUCCCAACCAGAGGGUAAGUGACCAGGUCACAUGGUCUCUGCAUCUUCAGAUGGAGAGUGAACGAUGCAUCGGGAAAGCGUUGAUUAAAAGUCAAGGCAAAAUAAUGUGGUAUCUUCUUUCACUUGCCCUGCAUGGUUUCACCAUUUCCUUUUAGCAUCUUUUUAAAGAAGGGUUAGAUCAGUGGAGCAUGAGGAGAGCAGUGUUUCCAGAGUGGGUGAUGUCACCCUCCGGGGCCAAUUCAGGGGGGCAUAGUAGCCUCAGGUGCGAUUGGGGGAGGGGGACAUGUCCUGUUUGCUUAGAGAAGGGAGCUUCCCAGAGGCAGGAGAGUACUAGUGGUUUUGGGGGGUUGGCUUGAUUUGUUUGCUUUUCUUUUUCUGAAGGGGGUUGGGGGGCAUUAGGCCAAAUAAAUUUGGGAACCUCUGGUCUAGACGAAUGAGGAAGCCAAGUGGGAGAAGAGUGAAUGUAAGCAGUUACAGGAAUAAGCAAGCAGUGUGCCAGGACCAAGAAAUGUAUUUUGUAUUUUAAUAACCGUGUCGCCCUCCUUCCUUCCCACGCACACUUGUUUAGGGAAAUGUUCUUCUGUGUGGCGGGGUGGGGGGGCUGGCACGGAAGACAUAACUGCUUCCCAACCACGUCAGAGACUCUCCUGCUCCUUGUAAGAAGCUGCAGCUCGCAGGAAGCCAACUCGCAUCUCUGCUGAGAAAGGCGGCGUCAGAUGCCCUCAGAGACCAGCUGGAACUCACAGGCAUGGAGAGCAAGAGGGCCAGCACCGCGGGACUGAGGGACAUGUACAUAUCCCCUGCCUUCUUGGCCAGCGAGACUUCCGUAGGGGUAAUCAUAUGUAUCGUGACUGUGCUUUGUGAAGAAAAUGCAAUGAUUUGCUUGGACAGCUCCCCAAACGUACCUGUUAGGUGUGAAUGUGCCUGCCUCAUUGCCUCAUGUGCCAAACACAUUACUGGAUGCUUUGUUUUUAAAUAAACCAUUUUAUUGUGCAUUGGAAAACA